Messenger RNA from Penicillium canescens, 1053 nucleotides. It is a transcript of the gene sidJ, whose product is annotated as putative siderophore biosynthesis lipase/esterase. Lineage: Eukaryota; Fungi; Ascomycota; Eurotiomycetes; Eurotiales; Aspergillaceae. The transcript has 2 exons. Bases 1 to 1053 code for a protein of 350 amino acids. The record is from RefSeq and is a predicted model, not a curated record.
AUGUCUAAAUUCUGGCCCAAGGGAGGCCUCCCCGGCAUCUUGCACCACUACACCGAAACCCUCGUCACAUUCGAAUAUGCCUCCAGCACUGUCCGCCAACCACACAGUCUCCUCUUCGUCGGAGGACUAGGCGACGGCCUCGCAACAACAUCAUACAUGGCCGAUCUCGCGCGCGCAUUACAGCAAUCCGAAUGGUCCCUCUUCACCUUGAACCUCACCUCCUCCUACCAAUCCUGGGGCCUUGGCCAUCUGGACCGCGACACGAGCGAGAUCGCGCAGUGUUUGGAGUAUAUUAAAGAAUAUAAGAAAGACAAAUUCGGCGGCGGCAAGAUCGCCGUCAUGGGCCAUUCCACCGGCAGCCAAUGCGUGCUGCACUAUCUUUCCCAAGCAAACCCCCAUACAAACGUCCCAGCCUUUGACCCGGAUGUCGAGCACAUUAAGCGGCCCGUGCUUGAUGGCGCGAUUAUGCAAGCUCCCGUUUCGGAUCGCGAGGCUAUCUUUUGGGUUUUGAAAUGGGGCAUCGGUGAUACGACGCCUGAGAAGGCUCGUGCUGUAUACGAUGAAAUGGAGUCACUGGCGCGCGAGGCUGUUGCUCGUGAUUCCAAGCAUGAUACUAUACUGCCUUUGGAGUUGACUUCCAUGAUUUAUCCUGCUAACACGCCUAUUAGUUGCAGGCGGUUCUUGAGUCUUGUUAGUCCCGAGAGUCCGCAAUCGCCUCAGGAAGAUGAUCUGUUCAGUUCUGAUCUGAGUGACGCGCACUUUGGGAAGACUUUUGGUAUGAUUCAUGAGCGCGGAUUGCUCAAUCAUAAGUUGAUGGUCUUGAUUUCUGGGAAGGACCAGUCUAUUCCUGAUUGGGUUGACAAGGAUAAGAUGCUGGCUAGGUGGCAGAAUGCUACGGAUCACAAUGGCAAAUAUCAGAUCUGGGAUGACCAGCAUACGGGUGUUAUCCCUAAUGCUUCUCAUGCUUUGAGCAAUGAUGAUCAGGCGGAGCCGCGCAAGUUCCUUGUUGAGAGAGUGCUAGGAUACUUGAAGACAGCGGCGGAGAAAGCAUAG